Molecule: messenger RNA, 2034 nt
Organism: Penicillium cinerascens
Lineage: Eukaryota; Fungi; Ascomycota; Eurotiomycetes; Eurotiales; Aspergillaceae
Gene: pps1
Product: tyrosine/serine/threonine protein phosphatase PPS1
Exons: 4
Coding region: 1-2034 (677 amino acids)
Biological process (GO): nuclear DNA replication; protein dephosphorylation
Molecular function (GO): protein tyrosine/serine/threonine phosphatase activity
Source: RefSeq, a predicted model, not a curated record
AUGGCAACCGUCGUCGUUCAACAGCAGGCGCUGCGCCAUUCCACUCCUCCUCCUUCUUCCAUCCCAUCCGCCCUCUCCGUCAACAGACGGUCGAGCCCGAUUCCGAACAAGCAUCUGCCGGUGUGCCCAACAGGCCCGUCUUCCUCCGAGUCUCUGCGGGAGACUCCUGCACAACGCACCACCAAUGAUCAGACUUCCUCACUCCUGUACCCGGCCGAUGGCUUUGUGCGUAUUUCGUGCCCGCCGGCACCCAAUAUCUAUGCCAUCGAUGCCGAGACCUUAUCUUCUGCGCUGGAUCACAUGGCAGCGCAGCCAUUGCCUGAUCCAUCGCAAAUGUUCCCCUGGCUGCAUGGCCUCCACCCCGAUAACCACCUGCAGUUGGGCUUCUUCUCCGGUCGCAAGAAGUCCCUGCGCCGAGCACCGAAAUGUUGGCGCGGAAUCACGGUGGUCAAGUUGGGCGGUGAUCUGAGCAAGGCACGCAUCAAAGGUGCCGUCGCUCCCAGCGAAGUCAUCUCGCCCUCAUCGCGUUUCUUGAUGGCCGACCCGCCGGAGGGUUUCUCGGUGCGCAACUUCCAUAUCCAGACUGCCAAACUUGCUGCCAUGUCGGAUAUAGUGGUUUAUGCCGAAGAUGGAGCCAGCAAGUCGGAGCUUCUUGCGCUGGCAGAGGACUUUGCGAUGGCCCAGCAGGCUUGGCGCAUGAAGAAUGAUCCCUUGCAAGAACGGCCGACUUACAACACCUUCGUGGUCACAAGCUCCUUCCACCAUAUUGAGAAGAAACUCCCCCAGCUGGUCGCUAUCAAUUCGCUUGGCCAACUCACUGGUCGGGUCAUGGACUUCUCUCAAUGGGAGCGUCUGGAGAUGUGCAGCAUGUCUCGUGCGUCGGAGAUCUCAACCAAUGUCUGGCUCGGACCGACUCCUGAUUACAUGCUUCGACCGGGAGUAUGUGAUGAGCCCGAGACGGUUCCGUAUGAUCUGAUGAUCGAGGCAAGCGAUCUCGCCAGUAUCCCCGGUCCUCGUUUCUUGGCCACGCUCGACGCAAAGCUCGAGAGCGCUCCCCAGCGAAUGGAAUUCCCCUCGUCUGGCUCGAUUGUACUCCCUUCGGGCCACACCCGCGAAGUCGAAGACCUUGUCGCCACCAUUCGAUGGAUCUACUACCUCGCUCACCCCGAGCCAACCGAAGUGGCAGACCGUGACGGCGACAUCGCCAUGACUCACCAGGAGAAGAAGGCUCGUCGAGUGUUCAUCCAUUGUGCCGAUGGCUACACCGAGAGCUCGCUGCUGGCAGUUGCGUAUUUCAUGUUCGCCGAAGGUGUUCCCGCGCACGAAGCGUGGCUUCGUCUGCAUCGUGAAAAGGGUCGGAACUUCUUCGCAUACCCGACGGACGUUGCGUUCCUAAGUCACGUUCAGCCACGUCUUUUGCAAGAGAGCCCGGUAACCCGUUCCAGCGACCCCUCGGAAAUCUGGGAUCCCAACUGGUUUUUGAAGAUGGACGGCUCUUUGCCCAGUCGCAUUCUUCCAUGGCUGUAUCUGGGUAACCUCAAUCAUGCCAACAACCCGGAUUUGUUGUGGGAACUUGGGAUCCGACGCGUUUUGAGCAUCGGCGAGCCCGUUUCGUGGAGCAGCGAGGCCCGUGACAAAUGGGGCAAAGACAACCUCAUGUACAUUGACAACGUUCAAGAUAACGGUAUCGACCCACUCUGGCAGGAGAUCGAUAGGUGUUUGGAAUUUCUCGAGCAUGAAAAGAAAGAAGGCAUGGCGACCCUGGUUCACUGCCGUGUUGGCGUUUCCCGAUCUGCCAGCAUUUGCAUUGCCGAGGUGAUGAAAACACAGGGUCUCUCCUUCCCUCGCGCAUAUUGCUUUGUCCGCGCUAGACGACUGAACGUGAUUAUUCAGCCCCAUCUCCGCUUUGUCUAUGAACUCCUCCAAUGGGAAGAGAGCCAAAUGAAGAAACGCGGCCCUUUGAAACGCGAACUCGAAUGGCCAACUGUCGCCCGCGAGAUUGCACUCCUCAACAAACCCUACUCUAGAACCUAA